Molecule: messenger RNA, 549 nt
Organism: Chroicocephalus ridibundus (black-headed gull)
Lineage: Eukaryota; Metazoa; Chordata; Aves; Charadriiformes; Laridae
Gene: IL21
Product: interleukin 21
Exons: 5
Coding region: 94-498 (134 amino acids)
Biological process (GO): positive regulation of natural killer cell mediated cytotoxicity; immune response
Cellular component (GO): extracellular region
Molecular function (GO): cytokine receptor binding
Source: RefSeq, a predicted model, not a curated record
UACGUAGCAUACCUGAGCACAGCUCAAACUCAAGUGUUCAUCUUGAAUAGCACAACUUUGCUCCUGGCACAUUUUACAACAAAACUCAUCAGCAUGGAGAGGAUGAUUAUUUUCUGUAUGCUUUUCUUCUGUUGCAGUAUGGCGCUGACUGCAGCUCCAUACAGAAUAGUGAAAUACAAACAGCUCUUCAAGACAAUUAGACAGUUAGAACCCAUAGUGAAAGACAAGGAUGUUGAAAUGCUGCAUACACCAGAAAACCCUGUGGACGAAUGCCUCUUCACAGCUGUGACCUGCUUCCAGAAGGGCAUACUGAAAUUACAACCAGCAAACAGCCAAGUAAAUUCUACAUUCAACCAAACUACUAAAGUCUUGAAAAAUUUCACCUUCAGCAACCCUGGCAAGCACUGCGAGUCUUCAUGUGAAUCUUACGAGAAAAAAACCCCCAAAGAGUUUUUGAAGAGCUUUGCAAAACUAAUCAACAAGUUAUUGAAGGAGUAAUAUAGGACACACCAGAGCUGAAGGCUACUGAAAAUAUACUAUUUAAAGCAG